This is a messenger RNA of Sclerotinia borealis F-4128, 2139 nucleotides long. The record is from the annotation of a GenBank genome assembly. Lineage: Eukaryota; Fungi; Ascomycota; Leotiomycetes; Helotiales; Sclerotiniaceae.
AUGACAACCCCAACAGCAACAGCAAACCCAACCCUAAAACUCGACCCAAAAUACGAUACCUAUGACUUCCCAACCACAUCGCCAGCAGCACAGAAUGGACAUCCGGGUCAUACAACACCGGAGCAGGAUGCGCAGGUGCAGCAGUUGAGGUUGAAGUUGGAGGCGCAGGGGUUUACGGAGAGGUUGGAUACGUUGACUUUGCUUCGAUUCUUACGGGCACGUAAAUUCGAUGUCGCGCUUUCAGAGAAGAUGUUCGUGGAUGCUGAGCAAUGGAGAAAAGAAUUCGGACUUGAUGAGCUUGUUCGCACUUUCGAUUAUAAGGAGAAGGAGGAAGUUUUCAAAUACUAUCCUCAAUACUAUCAUAAAACUGAUAAGGAUGGCCGCCCCGUCUACAUCGAACAAAUGGGCAACAUCGACCUAACCGCCAUGUACAAAAUCACCACAUCAGAACGCAUGCUCCAAAACCUCGCUGUCGAGUACGAGAAAAUGGCCGAUCCACGUCUCCCAGCCUGUUCCCGCAAAGCCGGAUCCCUCCUCGAAACCUGCUGCACCAUCAUGGAUCUCAAGGGCGUCGGCAUCACCAAAGUUCCCUCGGUCUACGCAUACGUGAAGCAAGCCUCCGGCAUGUCGCAAAACUACUAUCCCGAGCGUCUCGGCAAACUGUACUUGAUCAAUGCCCCCUGGGGUUUCUCCACCGUCUUUGGUGUUGUUAAGGGCUGGUUGGAUCCCAUUACCGUCGAGAAGAUUCAUGUGUUAGGAUCCGGCUAUCAGAAGGAAUUAUUGGCUCAGGUGCCUAAGGAAAAUUUACCUAAGAUUUUCGGUGGCUCGUGUGAGUGUAAGGGUGGUUGUGCUCUGAGUGAUGAGGGUCCGUGGACGGAUCCAGCUUGGGCUAAACCUCCUAAGUGGGCUGUUGCUGCUCAGAAGACUAAUGGUGAUCAACAUGUUAUUGAUACCGAGAGUGUUAAUCCGGGCACGAUUCCUACUGGGACGACGGCUCCGGCUCCGGUUCCUAGCGAGAUUAUCCAGGCACCGAUUGUUCACCUAGCGUCAGCGUUAACUGAUAUCCACAAGCGCUCGAAGAGUUCUCUUGCCUUCUUGUUCGGAUGGAACUUGAUGGUAGAGAAGUUUCUGGACGUGGUCGAUAGCGAGGAGAUGCUCCCUGUACAUAGAGAUCCAGAAGAUAUGGCCACGCAUCAAGUCAAGCGAGACCUGCAAAGGGGGGUUGAGCGGCAAGUCUUAAUUCACCCAUUUGCUCAUCUGUUUGCGAGGAAGAAAUCUUCUUCGACAUCUAGCUUUAUUAUAUCUACCGAUCAAAAGUUGAGGGAAGCCAAAAGUGCUCCGUAUCAAGACCCACAAUAUAGUCAUCUACUCGAGACCAAGGGUACCUUUAUGUAUAAAUCGGAUUUGGGUAUCACGGACACAAGCAAAACCGUUUGCCAGACCCUCCUUGAAGCUGAGCAGAUAGUUCCAGAGGAUUCAUUGUUUCAGGAUGACAUCUUUGAAGAAACGUGUGAAAUGUUACAAGGCAGAACCGAGGCCAAAAUUAUUCAAGAUAUCGGUCGACUGAUUGUUCCUUCCGCUCAGUCUCUAGCUAUACGUGGCGCCAAACAUCUAAACCCCCUGAUUGAAAGUGUCAACGAAGGCUGGGACAGUUCCGCCCCUCCAACCGAGCCUCGUCCGCAACCCGACUAUGCUGUUGGAUUCAAGCGAAAUGCAUUUACAAAGAUCGGCUUAAUAAAAUCCAGCCGCAUAUUGGUGGCUACUUGGAUUUGUCUUUCUUGCUGGGAUGGUAAAGACAAAUGGACCACAUAUAAAUUCACCAAGAAUAUUUACGAUAUCUGGAUGCCGACUCAUCUGAAAAGAAUUUGUUCCGUUAUCGAUGAGUUACCUUUUAAUCUAAACUCGGAGCUUUUGCAGCAAUCCGACAAAGCAAGGGAAUCUAGGCUUCCACAAUGGAUAGGAAGUCAAGAUCUUUUUGAGCAAACAAGCUAUGAUUCUGUGUCUCUGAAGGAAGCUGAUGGUCAUUCAGAUCAUCGUAUGGGUUUGGAACACAUCACUCCUGAUACCUUGCUGUCUGAGGAAGAGGAAAUUGAAAAGGGAGGACUCCAGAGGCGGCCAAAGAAAAGGAGUCGACAAUAA